This is a messenger RNA of Menidia menidia (Atlantic silverside), 2166 nucleotides long. Lineage: Eukaryota; Metazoa; Chordata; Actinopteri; Atheriniformes; Atherinopsidae. The record is from the annotation of a GenBank genome assembly.
AUGAUGGCAACAAAACCUUCAUAUGUUCCUAUUCUGCAUCUAAUAUGUCUUCUUUGUGGUACUGGUCUUUGUUUGCCAACUACAAAGACAUUAGAGCUUGAUGUAGAUGGUGGACGGAAUCUUGACAUUUUUGACAUCAAUGAAGAGGCCGGUAUGAAUCUUGUGGAGGGGGACAUUGUGCUUGAUGAGAGGCAAACCCGAAAUUCCAUUAUAGGGGAAGAGUACAGAUGGCCCAAAACAAUCCCAUACUACAUGGAAGAUGACUUGGAGAUCAAUGCAAAAGGUGUGAUUCUGAAGGCCUUUGAGCAGUACCGUCUCAAGUCCUGCAUCGACUUUAAGCCAUGGAGUGGGGAAGAAAACUACAUUUCUAUCUUUAAAGGGAGCGGCUGUUUCUCCUCUGUUGGAAAUCGGCGAGUUGGGAAGCAGAGACUGUCAAUAGGAGCAAACUGCGAUCGCAUCGCCACUAUUGAGCACGAGUUUCUUCACGCUCUGGGUUUCUGGCAUGAGCAAUCCAGAUCAGACCGUGAUGAUUAUGUCCAAAUCAUGUGGGACCGCAUCUCAGAAGGUAAAGGGCACAACUUUAACACCUAUGAUGACACCACCUCCAGCUCUUUGGGCGUGCCUUACGACUACGGCUCCAUGAUGCACUACAGUAAAAACGCCUUCCGUAACGGCACUGAGCCCACCAUAGUCACAAACAUCCCUGCUUUCAGUGACGUCAUCGGCCAGAGGAUGGAGUUCAGUGAGAGUGAUUUGCUAAAGCUUAAUCGCCUCUAUAAUUGCGCUCAGGGCUCCACCUUCCUGGACUCUUGUGACUUCGAACGUGAGAACAUUUGUGGGAUGAUCCAGGGACAGGGAGACAAUGCCGACUGGGUCAGGGUUUCCAGAGCUGCUGGGGGGCCUGACACAGACUACUCCAAUAUGGGCAAAUGCACCGGCUCAGGUUACUUCAUGCAUUUCAGCACUGGCACGGCCAACAAUGGAGACGCAGCAGUGCUGGAGAGCAGGCUCCUCUACCCCAAAAGAGGGUAUCAGUGCCUGGAGUUCUUCUACUACAACAGCGCUGGGCCCAGCGACGCGCUGAAGAUCUAUGUCAGAGAGUACGACAAUGCCAACCCCAAUGGAACUCUACGCUUUAUAAAGACUAUUGAUGGAUCCCCUCAGGAGCUGUGGCAGCUGCACCAUGUGAGUCUAGAUGUCAAAACAAAGUUCCGAGUGGUCUUUCAAGGGUCCAAGGAGGGCUCUGGGCCUUCAGCAGGGGGCCUGUCGCUGGACGAUAUCAACCUUUCUGAGACGACAUGUCCCGAGUUUAUAUGGAGAGUGAAAAACUUCAGUCACGUCAUGGACAACACCCCAACAAACAUGUCUAUCUUUAGCCCUCCUUUCACAUCUAAGGAGGGCUAUACCUUCCAAAUGGAGCUGUACCCUAAUGGUAGAGCCGGCUAUUCCGAUGAGCUGUCAGCUUAUGCUCGUCUGGUCGCCCGUGAAGGAGACGCCGGACAGAAAUGGCCGUGCCCUUGGAAGCAAAUGACCAUGAUGCUAAUGGACCAGCACCCUCACAUCCAAAAGCGCAUGUCCAAUCAGCGCAGCGUCACCGCUGACCCCACCAUGAAGGCAACAGACUCUGACAUUUUUUUCUGGGAUGAUCCUCGCAAGAUUGGGGUUGAAGUCACAGAUACUGAUGGAUCUAAAUAUUUCCGUGGACCACCAGCUGGUACUGCAGUGUAUCUUUCCCACCUGAGAGCCAAAAGCAGGGAUUUCAUCAAGGGAGGAGAUGCUAUCUUUCUCCUCACCAUGGAGGAUGUGUCCCAUUUGACGGCAAGCCAACCUCUGCCUUCCACAACCGCACAACCAACAACCACAAACCUCACCGAUCCCUGCCUCAACGUGCACUGCCAGAAUGGGGGCAUCUGUAUUGGGGAAAAUGGAGAAGCUGCUUGCAGGUGUGUGGUGGGUGAUGACUGGUGGUACUAUGGAAACAGCUGUCAGCACAAGGGAUCUGUCAAGGAUAAAACCAUUCUUGCGCUUGCCUCCUCUCUGUCUGUACUUGGGGUAAUGUUGAUUAUUACAGUAGUCAGUGUAAUCUGUGUGAAGAAAAAGUAUAAGAAGCCAGUACAUGAUAACAGUGUCGUCAUGGGAAAUGCGCAUACUAACAAUCCCUCAUAA